UCCACGAUGUCAUUUCCACUUCUCACACACGUGUGUGUGUGUGUGGACUUCACACCACGACCUGCUUCUUUUCCACUCAUGCAACUUUCUUUGUCUUAUCAGAAACCACAUCACACUCUGCCAACCAGACUGAGAGAAAGAAAGCGAAAGAGAGCGAGUGAGAGAAAAGAGGGAAGAACUAGGACUUAUUACUCAUUAAGUGGUCAUUCUUGUCAGCACUGACACUCUCUCUCUCUCUCUCUCUCCCCCCCUCUCUCUCUCUCUCCCCCUCUCUCUCUCUCUUUGAGGCGGUCGCUGGUGGCCAUGGCUCAGGGCUCUGACAGCAAUGACACAAGUUACAGGUCGCCGUCACCUGGAGGGAGGCAGAGCUCCUCGGAUGACAUGAAGAAGGUCAUGAGGCGAGAGAAGAACCGCAUCGCCGCUCAGAAGAGCAGAAUGAGACAAACCCAGAAAGCCGACAGCCUCCACCUGGAGAGUGAGAACCUAGAGAAGGAGAACACGGCGCUGAGGAAGGAGGUGAAGCAGCUGACGGAGGAGGUGAAGUAUCUGUCGUCCGUGCUGAGCAGCCACGAGCCCCAGUGCGCGGGCCUGACCCCCGCCGGCCUCCUGUAUCCGCCUCACCACCACGCCGCCUACCACCAGCACAUGGCCGUGCCACACCACCAGCACUGACUGCGACGCCCUUGAGAACAAUUUACCUAGCGGCUGCAACAUGAACACACACACACACACACACACACACACACACACACACACACACACACACGACUAAUAGAGGAAACGAUGCCGUUGUAAAUGACUUUUUUUUUUUGGUUGCUGUUUCUAAAGAUUCAAUUUGGACAGAGUAAGUCAAGUCAAUUGUGCCGCUGUACCUCAUGUUGUUGCUAGGGGUAACCAAACUUGUUUACAUGGCGAGGAGAAACAAUUCUGUGGCACGGGAUGGCUUUCGUAAAUUGCUUCUUCUUUUUUUUGUUGCUCACCUUCUGUUUGUUUCUGUCUGCUACGUGACCUUUCACAGCUCAGGAGAUUUGUAUUUUUGUAGGACCGAUUUUGAUUGUUUGACAAAGCGAAUGUAAAGUUGAGCCAAAGUUUGUGGA
Nerophis lumbriciformis (worm pipefish) is the source of this 1097-nucleotide messenger RNA. It is a transcript of the gene batf, whose product is annotated as basic leucine zipper transcription factor, ATF-like. Gene Ontology annotation, cellular component: nucleus. Gene Ontology annotation, biological process: regulation of transcription by RNA polymerase II. Gene Ontology annotation, molecular function: RNA polymerase II cis-regulatory region sequence-specific DNA binding; DNA-binding transcription factor activity, RNA polymerase II-specific. NCBI's taxonomy places the organism in Eukaryota, Metazoa, Chordata, Actinopteri, Syngnathiformes, Syngnathidae. The record is from RefSeq and is a predicted model, not a curated record.